AUGGAGGAAGCUAAAGAGCUCAAAGUUGUCAUCCAAAGUUUGGAAAAAGAGAAUGAAGAGCUACGGUUGAACCUUCUCCGGAUUACUGAAGAAAGGAAUAAUCAUAAGUGGGAGCUUGGGCGGAAGAAAACACAACUUCAAGCAAAUGUGGAAAGGACUGAUAAGGAGGAAUAUAAGAGAAAAAGAGUCAAACAGGGGUUAGAUCAGGCUGAGAGCUGCUUGAAUACCGUCAAAAGCCAACUGAAAGAGGCUGAGAGGGAUUGUCGUGAGAAAGAGAAAUGGUGGAAGCUCGCCACAAAACAAAAGAAGGAGAUAAGAGAGACGCUUGAGGCUGAGAUAGCCAACCUCAAUGUUUCACUCUUUGAAUCAAAAGAAAGGGAAGAACGAGAACGCCGCAGUAAAGAGAGUGCUAUGGCUGCUACUCAGGUUACACCUGAAAUGUGGAAUGGAAAGUGCCAGGAGGCUGAAAAUGCUAAUGAGUGGGAACGAUACUGGAGAGGCCGACAUGACUCUUUGCUACAAGAAGGUGAAGAUUGGAUGAACGCAAGGGAAAAUGUGAAUGCUAGUUUGGCAGCCUGCGAGGAAACCAUCCAGUUUUUACAUGAACAAAGAAAUGAGUAUCGAGACAAGUUUGCCAGUUUGAUAGACUUCUGUAAUGGCAUGGCUACGAAUGUGCCUUUGAUGCUAAGAUGUGCUUUGGAAGACAUAGACAAUGACAACAUCCCUCGUUCAGUGACUGAAUUUAUUUAUCUUUGUGAAGACAUGAUAAAAAGGUUCAAAGGAGAGUUGGAAGAUCUCAACAAACAGAAGCCUGCAGUUUGA
Molecule: messenger RNA, 822 nt
Organism: Lathyrus oleraceus (garden pea)
Lineage: Eukaryota; Viridiplantae; Streptophyta; Magnoliopsida; Fabales; Fabaceae
Product: stress response protein NST1-like
Exons: 1
Coding region: 1-822 (273 amino acids)
Source: RefSeq, a predicted model, not a curated record